This is a messenger RNA of Vigna unguiculata (cowpea), 1229 nucleotides long. Its product is annotated as peroxidase P7-like. The record is from RefSeq and is a predicted model, not a curated record. NCBI's taxonomy places the organism in Eukaryota, Viridiplantae, Streptophyta, Magnoliopsida, Fabales, Fabaceae. Gene Ontology annotation, biological process: response to oxidative stress; hydrogen peroxide catabolic process. Gene Ontology annotation, molecular function: peroxidase activity; heme binding.
CAAAAGCCUCAUUAGCUAUCUUCAAACUUGUUAUAAACAGCAUGUCUUCCAUUAACAAUUUCUUAUUUGCUAUCAUUUCUAUGCUUUCUCUUUUGGCCUUUUCAAGCAAUGCACAACUUUCUCCCUCCUUUUAUGCCAGAACUUGCCCCAAACUUCAAAGCAUAGUGCGCACUACAAUGAGACAAGCCGUUGACACAGAACCUAGGAUGGCUGCCUCUAUUCUUCGCUUGUUCUUUCAUGAUUGCUUCGUACAAGGUUGUGAUGCAUCAGUUCUAUUGGACGACACUGCAAACUUCACAGGAGAGAAAAAUGCUUUUCCUAACAUAAAUUCAUUGAGGGGCUUCAAUGUUAUUGAUAACAUUAAAACCAACGUUGAAGCUGCUUGCAAUGCUACUGUGUCUUGUGCUGAUAUUCUUGCACUUGCUGCAAGAGAUGGAGUAGUGCGGGUAGGAGGACCCUCAUGGCCAGUGCCUCUAGGAAGAAGAGAUUCAAGAACAGCAAAUCAGAGUGCAGCCAACAGCGACCUCCCUGCACCUUUCGCAAACCUCUCCAGCCUGAUAAGCGCGUUUGCAGCCAAAGGUCUGACACCAAAGGACCUAACAGCGCUCUCAGGAGCUCACACAAUUGGCAAAGCGCAGUGCCUACUCUUCAGGACUCGCAUAUACAACGAAACAAACAUUGAUCCAAACUUUGCCGCCACAAGAAGGACCACUUGUCCUUUUACUGGAGGCAACUCCAACCUGGCUCCUCUCGACCUCGUCACACCAACCGAUUUCGACAACGAGUACUACGCUAACCUUCUGAACCAACGUGGUCUUCUCCACUCCGACCAAGAGCUUUUCAAUGGUGGCUCUCAAGAUGCCCUUACGAGCACCUAUGCUGCCAAUAAUACUGCCUUUUUCAAGGACUUUGCUAUUGCCAUGGUGAAGAUGGGCAACAUUAGUCCUCUCACUGGGACCAAUGGGGAGAUCAGAAGGAACUGCAGGGUCGUGAACUGAUAAUAUUGUGGCAAUAAUAAAUAGUAAUAAAGAUCAUCGUCGUCGUCAUCAUCGUACUUAUGCCGUUUUCUUCAUGUUUGUGUAGCGUGAUGAUCACCAUAAUAACUAGAGGACCCAUCAGCAGGGUGUUAGAAGUAACGUGUUUUAGAGAUAAAUAAAGAAUUGUAGUAAUUAAUUACGUUUUUGUCGAAAGUUGACUAUAUCUUUGGUGUAGCGUGGGUUAUAUAUUAU